Messenger RNA from Callorhinchus milii (elephant shark), 2448 nucleotides. RefSeq names its product steroidogenic acute regulatory protein, mitochondrial. Gene Ontology annotation, molecular function: cholesterol transfer activity; cholesterol binding. Gene Ontology annotation, biological process: regulation of steroid biosynthetic process; intracellular cholesterol transport; steroid biosynthetic process. Gene Ontology annotation, cellular component: mitochondrion; mitochondrial intermembrane space. The record is from RefSeq and is a predicted model, not a curated record. The transcript has 7 exons. The coding region runs from base 48 to 902 and encodes 284 amino acids. NCBI's taxonomy places the organism in Eukaryota, Metazoa, Chordata, Chondrichthyes, Chimaeriformes, Callorhinchidae.
ACCGAGCAGAGACCGAGUAGACACAGAACCACGAGGAGACACUAAAGAUGAUCCCAGCCACUUUCAAACUCUGUGCAGCCAUCUCCUACCAACACUGCCGGACUUUGUCAGGGGUGAGACACACAGCUGUCGCCGCUCUCGGCCAUGAGCUGAACCUUCUGAGACUCCAGAGCCAGGGACCCAGCGGGUGGGUGAAUCGGGUUCGCCGGAGGAGCUCCAUGCUCAGCAGCAGGCUCGAAGAGAAACUGUUCAGCGAUGCUGAGAUGGCUUACGUUAAACAGGGAGAAGAUGCUUUGCAAAAGUCCCUCUGCAUUUUACAGGAUACCAAUGGCUGGAAGUCUGAGAUUGAAUCCGCAAAUGGUGAUAAAGUGGCCAGUAAAAUCCUUCCCGACCUGGGGAAAGUAUUUAAGCUUGAGAUUGUGUUGGAUAAUUCGUCGGACCUGCUGUACAGAGAGCUCUUCGACAAGAUAGAACAAAUGGGAGAGUGGAACCCGAAUGUCAAGCAAGUCAAGAUACUGAAACGCAUUGGCAACGAAACACUGGUGACUCACGAGAUAGCGGCCGAGACUCCAGGCCACCUGGUGGGGCCACGGGACUUUGUGAGCGUGAGGUACUCCAAAAGGCGAGGCUCCACCUGCUUUCUGGCCGGGAUGUCCACACACUGCGACAUGAUGCCCGAACAGAGAGGCGUUAUCAGGGCAGAGAAUGGACCCACUUGUAUCGUCCUUCGUCCAUCGGCAGAUGAUCCAAACAAGACCAAAUUCACUUGGCUGUUGAGCAUUGACCUAAAGGGUUGGCUGCCAAAGUCUCUCAUCAACCAGGUUCUCUCUCAGACACAAGCGGACUUUGCUGAGCACUUGCGUCACCGAGUCCAGUCCUACAGCCCGGUCCUCAGCUGCUGAAAGCAUUGGCGUCUGACUUAAACCCUCCACCCACUCAAACCCCCUUUUUAUACAAUCUUAUUUAUUUUAAUUCACCCUCUCGUGCGGCGUGAAAAGGCCACUCUGCAAACGCAAGUUGUUGCGGCGUGUUCUGUGAGACGUCUCGAUGACGUAAUAAGGCGCUAUAUCGAAUGCAAGGCUAUUAAUAUUAUUAUUAUUAUUAUAUUAUGCCUAGAAUGCCAACACUCCAUCAGCUCUGCUGUGCGCAAUCGGCUGCCGCGUUUCGCCCACAAAACACACAGUCAGUUCACUUUCCAGUGUAUCCUGUGAAGCGCUUUGAGACGUCUCGAAAAUGUGAUAAGGCGCCGGGUCAAAGGCAAGGAUUAUUAUUGUUGUUAUCUCCCUGACGAUAUACACCCACAGGUCCAUGUCUUCCCUGGUGACGGCCACACCAAGGUGAAGCGUAACAAAUACGAGAAAAGCAAAAGAUCCCGCGACCCAUUCAGGGAAAAAAAUAUGAUUACCUGGGGAAAAUGCCAACCCGAUUCCUGGAGGGAGUCAGCGAGCUGCGAGAUGGAGGAUGGAGACGUCAGGAGCAAUGCUCAAAAGACGUCCAAACCCUCUCUCCCCGCAAUAGACAUCUCACGGCAGAUCAGGCUCUCCUGUCGGUCGGUCGUCCUGGAUCCUUUUUAACCUUAAGAAAAAUCUGUCUCGAUUUCGCUCGAUCGAUGCUCUCGAUCAGACACUGCAACAGAAGUUUUGCAAAGAAUCAAAACAUUGAAGGAGCCUUUCACGUCGGGAGGACGUCCCAAGGCGCCGGACAGUCAGGGAUUUGGAUCCGAGCUGGGGGUUGGGAUCAGGGAGAGGGCGGAGGGAGGGGAGGGUGGGGGUAGGAGGGUGACCGAAGCCAAGAGGAGGGUCUCGAGAUGGGCCUUGAAGGAGGCGAGGGAGGGGGAGAGGCGGAGUGAGUGUGGGGAGUUGUAAAGGGUGGGGGCAGAGAGGCUGAUGGUGGUGCGAGUCGGGCAGAGGACGUGAAGCAAACGUCAAACCACAAUCGAUGCUUUAAUUUACUAUAAACUAGUUUCUGUCCUGGUUACAAAACCGUAACCUCGGUCCAUACUAAUCUCCGAGCCUCAUCUUUACACCCAAAAUAUCCGGCCGUGUUGUGCGGAAUUAAUAUUGAACCCGUAGUCUGCGCGUCCCAGCGACUUAGCUAUUUAUUUAUUGACUGAAUGUAUUUUCCGUUAAGUUGUGUAUUUCGUCACGGCAUUGUUUUAUUUAUUACUAUUUAUUACAAUCAGUUUUAAGUCUGGAAUUCCUGAAAUCGUUUCUCUAACACAUUUUCCCAAGCUGAACCUGGGCUGAUCCGACUGCACAGCUCGAGGUAGAAUAUCAAAUAUCACUGGUUAAUUAAAUGGUCUCUCAGCCACGCACGUCUCUCUCGAUAGUGCAAUUUACUUCAACCAAUAUAUUUCAUCUAAGCAAAACCACCCGCGUUUCUGAAGGUCUCGCGGUUUGGAAUCGUACGGCACCACAUUAUUCUUACAAUAAAAGGUUCAGACACAAA